This is a messenger RNA of Toxorhynchites rutilus septentrionalis, 1128 nucleotides long. RefSeq lists its product as uncharacterized. The transcript has a single exon. Bases 1 to 1128 code for a protein of 375 amino acids. The record is from RefSeq and is a predicted model, not a curated record. NCBI's taxonomy places the organism in Eukaryota, Metazoa, Arthropoda, Insecta, Diptera, Culicidae. Gene Ontology annotation, molecular function: nucleic acid binding; zinc ion binding.
AUGGUGCCACCCGUGAAACCACCUUCGUUUUCUGUUCCCGAAUACCGUAUUUCGGACAACACAUCCGUUACUGACUAUUUCAAGCGCUUUGAAUGGUCUCUGCAAUUGAGUAAGAUUCCGGCAGAACAAUACCCACACUAUGCUCGAGUGCAUAUGGGUACAGAAUUGAAUAACGCCAUCAAAUUCCUGAUAAGUCCUCGCGAUCCAGCGGACAUCUCGUUCGACGAACUUCGAUCGGCACUAGUAAAUCACUUCGACCAGCCAAAGAAUAAAUACGUUGAGAGUAUAAAGUUUCGGGAGAUCGUGCAACAGAGCGACGAAUCCGUGUCCAGUUUCGUUCUCCGGCUCAGACAAGGUGCUGCGCAUUGUGAAUAUGGAGAAUUCCUUGAUAGAAUGUUGAUCGAACAGCUCUUACACGGUCUCGAUUCACGCGAACUGUGCGACGAAAUUAUAGCAAAGAAACCGGCGACAUUCAAUGACGCUUUCGAGAUUGCGCACACAAUUGAAGCUACCCGUAACACAGCUAAAGAAGUGAGAACGGUAAGACCAUCGCUAGUUCCAGAGGGAACCAACAAGUUAGGUUAUGAGCCACCGAAGACACGGAGGGGAAAUCCAAAUGACGUAUCUUCGUCACACCUAUACAAGGGUAGUGGGAAACCAACAUAUGACUCUAGAGUAUGCAGUGGCUGUGGUGGUCAACAUACACGUAGUCAGUGUAAGUUCCGCAAUGCAACUUGUUUCACCUGUGAGAAAGAAGGGCACAUUGCCAAAGCUUGUAGGUCCAGUAAAUAUCAAUCACAGGAUCGCUCCACGUCUCAAGUGCAAUUGGAGAAGCCUUCUGAAGAAGUCGACGAAGUAAUGCGGUUGAGCAAAAUUCAUUCAGUCGCUGCGUGCCAGAAAAAGGUAGUCAGUGUCAAAACAGACGGUCGCCUCCUGGAAAUGGAGGUUGAUACCGGAGCCCCGUGCGGCAUCAUUAGCGAGAAAAAGCUACGAACGAUCAAACCCACGUUUACACUAAAGGGCACAGAUCGGCAAUUCUCCAGUUACCCCGGACACAAAAUUAUGUGCAUAGGUCUUCUUCCAGUGAAUGUCAGCGUCGGAGCAACCAAGACGGGUCUAUGGUACUAG